AGAACUACUUGUCUUCUCAGCCGACUAUUCAGCAUAAUUUCCCGUGGGGUGAUUUGCCUGUCACAUAAACUGAGUAAAUCCACAGUAGCACUAACCUGCAGCUGCAUUGGCAGACAGGUGAGCCAGGCAACCAAAGGCACCAUGCUCCCCGUGUUUUCAGGAAAGUUAUGUCAGUUUCUUAGCCUAACUCGAUUACCUUCUAUUCUGUUCCUUGGAGUUUUUUAUGUUGCCUAUGUCCUUGUUGGAGGGCUGGUCUUCUGGAAACUAGAAGGAUGGUAUGUGUUGCAACAGAUUGAUCUUCUCAAGGAGAAAAGAAUUAAACUACUCGAGAAGUACCCUUGUAUGGGUCAGAAUGGCCUCCGAGAACUAGCAGAGAUGAUAAAAGCAGCGUCCGUGAGUGGCUUGAGUCCCGACAGUAAUGACACUGCAGAUGGCUUCUGGAAAUUUACCAGCUCAUCUGUGUUUGCGGCGACAGUGGUCACAACUAUUGGCUAUGGUAACAUCAUUCCACUGACAACGGCUGGUCAGAUCUUCUGUGUGUUGUUUGCUCUUUUUGGCAUUCCCCUUAAUGUAGUGAUCUUAAAUAGAGUUGGAAAAUACAUGUUGGCUAUUGAGAGGAAUUUUUGCAAUUUUCUGGAGAAAAAAAUUGAUAGAGGGAAAUGUGUCAGAAUAUCCAUUCACAGUAUAUCCUUCGUAAGUUCAGCGUUACUGUACUUUUUGGUUCCUAUGUUGCUCUUCAAAGAAUAUGAGGGAUGGAGUUACGCUGAAGCCAUUUACUACUGCUUUAUAACACUUAGCACUAUUGGAUUUGGAGAUUAUGUUGCAGAUCACAACCCAGCGAUAGUCUACCCAGAGUGGUACAGUUGUAUGAUGGCAGCCUGGAUAUUCUUUGGCCUGGCUUGGCUGGCUCUUCUCAUCAAUCACUGUAUUGAUUUACUGGAGACUGUGAAUGCUUACCUGAGAGGAAGGAAAGAUGCACAAAAUCAAGUGGAGGAGCCCAAAGAACAGCCGAAAAAAGGACUGAAAGUGGAAGAAACAUGAUAAUUGAAUUUAAAACAGGAGGUGUAUGAAUAAUACUGUAACUACUAAUCCUCAAACAAUGUAUGGGUAAUUAUUAAAUUUAGUUAUUCAAUGUUUAAAGUAUCCUUAAAUAUUAAACUGAGCUAAAGGUCAGUGGUCAGUUUAUUGUUAAAGCCAUCAAGAAAUUUGAGCAUCACUUGUCUGACUGAUGAUGGGUCUCAUUCACUAAGCAUGCGUACGCACGAGUUUGUGUGUGAAAUCUGUGUAUAAACGUUUUCAUGAACAAAUCAUGAUUUAUUAAAAACGUUCAUUAAAAUGUAUUCUAAAUUUACAAAAAAAUUUGGAACAACUGAAAUCUAAUCACACGUACACACACACACGCACACACACACACACACAUACACAUAAUCUAGAAAUAUAUUUUAAUAUUUUCAUGUUUCAGUUUUCAUGUGUAAAUAUUCAUAAGGCCACUAAAAGUA
Messenger RNA from Pimephales promelas (fathead minnow), 1499 nucleotides. It is a transcript of the gene kcnk17, whose product is annotated as potassium channel, subfamily K, member 17. The record is from RefSeq and is a predicted model, not a curated record. Gene Ontology annotation, molecular function: outward rectifier potassium channel activity; potassium ion leak channel activity. Gene Ontology annotation, biological process: potassium ion transmembrane transport; stabilization of membrane potential. Lineage: Eukaryota; Metazoa; Chordata; Actinopteri; Cypriniformes; Leuciscidae. Gene Ontology annotation, cellular component: plasma membrane.